AUGAUUCCAACUGUAUCGCAAGAACAAUUUUUAUCGAUCAGCUUCAACAAAAUGCGCCUCAUCGCUUUUCUGCAAACAAAGUUGGAAGCACAUAAUUACAAUAUUAAGCAGGCGAUCGAAGACGCGGAUUUAUUAAUUGUGCAGACUGCCAUCGAACUUGCUCCCUCUUUUUCCUCCGUAUUUGUUAUUGGAGAAGAUGUAGAUUUGCUUGUGUUGUUGAUUGCUACAGCCAGAGAGAUCCUGAAUCUUUAUUUGCGCAAGCCGGGUAGAGGGAAAAAGAAGGAUGUGUUCUAUUCGCCUCAAAAUUUACAACAUAGCGAUGCUGUAGUGAAGAGCAUGUUAUUUCUACAUGCCUUCAGUGGAUGUGACACUAAAUCGGCAUUGUUUAAUCGAGGCAAAAUUCGAUUCCUCAAAACUUUGGAAAAAAUCCAAUAUUAA
Messenger RNA from Psylliodes chrysocephalus, 438 nucleotides. Lineage: Eukaryota; Metazoa; Arthropoda; Insecta; Coleoptera; Chrysomelidae. The record is from the annotation of a GenBank genome assembly.